AUGCUCAGAAUCAUCGAACUGGGCCUUUUAUUGGGCGCCAUCGCGACCCAAGCCGUUGAAGCGCUACCAGCGUUUAUUCCUCCUUCAUCUGCGUCUCAGUGGGUUUCCAAUGGCCAAGCAUUGUACUUCCAAACCAACGAAAAAGACAAUGCUAUCGUAUCUGUUAAAAUCAACGAAAACGGGACCCUCAGUGAGGGCCUCAAGGUGUGGACUAACGGUACUGGUGCCAGCGAAAUUAGCGCUGCGACCAACCAGACCGCCAGCCCAGACGGUCUAAGCAGCCAGGGCUCAGUUGCCGUUGUUGGAAACAGUCUUUUUGCCGUCAAUGCUGGCGAUAACACCGUAUCUUUGUUCAGCAUAGAUGAGCAAGACCCUACCAACAUCACACUGCUAGGUUCACCCGCAUCUGUUCCCGGAGACUUCCCAGUAUCGGUGGCGGCGUCGGCUUUGAACAACCUGGUUUGUGUGGGCACAAGUGGCACCAGAUCUGGUGUUGCAUGUGGGCCAUACUCGCCAUUUGUGGGGAUCGGUAAGCUAGAUUUUUUGAGACCCUUUGAUCUAGACCAAUCUGAAAUUCCAGCGGGCCCACUAGACACCGUAUCACAACUAAAGUUCUCUGACGACGAGACUAAACUUCUUGUGACUGUCAAGAGUGGUCCCGCCGUGAACAAAACCGGAUUCUUGGCUGUAUUCCCUGUGACCGGUUCAUGGUUGACAGGCGAAGCCAAGGUCGCACCCUCCCGCAUCGAGAGUCCAUUGAAUGGCACUGUCGCAAUGUUCGGGUUUACACAGAUCGGACAGUCGAACAGAUACUUUGUGGCGGACCCUGGCUUUGGUGCUGUCAUCAUUUCUGUGGACGAAAACACUGACUCCGCCCAGCUUUUGCACAAGCAGGUAAUUUCCGACCAAAAGGCUACCUGCUGGGCCGCUAUCUCGCCAGUGUCCAACUCCGCUUUUGUUACCGACCCUCUAGUCAAUCACAUCGUUGAAAUGAGCUUAACGGAUGCCUCGAUAUUGUCUGUUGUCAACACUACCAGCGCCAACGAUGCAACGGGUUACAUUGACUUGGCUGCAGCAGGUAGCUACGUUUACGCUCUGUCUCCAGGUGCCAAGCAAGGACAAGGUGCUGAGAUUGCGGUUGUUUCGGUGGCCGACGGUAACAACAAGACAGUCUCUCAGUCUUUCAGUGUCGGAUCCAAUGCCGGAUCGAGUGCUCAAGGUCUAGCAAUCUAUCCAUGA
Molecule: messenger RNA, 1239 nt
Organism: Lachancea sp. 'fantastica'
Lineage: Eukaryota; Fungi; Ascomycota; Saccharomycetes; Saccharomycetales; Saccharomycetaceae
Source: the annotation of a GenBank genome assembly